Ostreobium quekettii is the source of this 2127-nucleotide messenger RNA. Lineage: Eukaryota; Viridiplantae; Chlorophyta; Ulvophyceae; Bryopsidales; Ostreobiaceae. The record is from the annotation of a GenBank genome assembly.
AUGAUCCUGCGGGCGAUCGACAUACAGAAGGCGAUCAGCGUCGGCGCCAGCUCCUUCCUGAGGACGCAGUACUUAUACCUGUCACUGUUCGUGCUCGGCUUUUCGUUCGUCAUCUUCUUCCUCCUGGCCGCCGAGGACGGCGUGAAGAACAUCUUCCACGUCGCGUGGGACCGCCAGUCGGGAGACAAGCUGCCGAGCUUCUGGAACGGGCUCUUCUCGACCAUCGCGUUCCUCGCUGGGGCGGGGACGUCCAUUCUGUCCGGCUAUCUGGGCAUGAGGAUAGCCACCUUCGCGAACGCGCGCACCACGGCGGAGGCGAGGAAGGGCAUCGCCCCGGCGUUCAUGUGCGCCUUUCGCUCUGGAGCGGUGAUGGGAUUCCUGCUGCCGGGCAUGGGGCUUCUCAUGGCGUACCUGGCCAUCGUGCUGUUCAGAUUGUAUUACGGGAGCUCGUGGGACUACCUCUUUGAAGCCAUAGCGGGUUACGGUCUCGGAGGUUCCUCAGUUGCCCUCUUUGGCAGAGUGGGGGGAGGAAUAUAUACAAAAGCAGCUGAUGUCGGCGCUGAUCUGGCUGGAAAAGUUGAAGAGAGCAUUCCAGAAGAUGAUCCACGGAAUCCCGCAGUGAUUGCUGACAACGUUGGCGACAUCGCAGGGAUGGGGGCCGACCUCUUCGGAUCUUUCGCCGAGGCAACUUGUGCUGCCCUUGUCGUGUCAUCCUUUGCCACGUACGCCAGUCGCAUCGACUGUGAAGAUGAUUGCGAGCACAGCUGGCUGGCCAUGCUGUAUCCGUUGUUGAUAUCAGCCUUUGGCAUAUUCGUAUGCCUUAUCACCACAUUUGCAGCAACAGAUUUAUGGCCUGCAAGGAAAUCCAGCGAAAUCGAGGAUGUGCUGAAGAUGCAGCUCAUCAUAUCUUCAUUGCUCAUGACCCCGGUCAUUUACGGCGUCACUGCCAUGGCCCUGCCUGCCGAGUUCGAUCUGCCGCAUCCCGGAAGCGGCGGCAUGAAGACCAUUAGGAAUUGGUACAUGUUCAUAUGCGUUGCCGCGGGGUUGUGGAGUGGUUUGAUCAUUGGGAUUUCGACUGAGUACUACACGAGCAACAGGUACAGGGGAGUUCAGGACGUGGCGGACUCGUGUCGCACGGGAGCAGCAACAAAUGUGAUAUUUGGCCUUGCGCUUGGCUACAAAUCCGCGAUCGUUCCGUGCCUCAUGAUUGCUAUCUGCAUCUACGUGAGUUUCACGUUGGCUGGCAUGUUUGGCAUCGCCUGCGCUGCCCUCGGGAUGCUGUCGAUUCUUCCAUCAUGUCUCGGCAUCGAUGCAUACGGCCCUAUCUCCGACAAUGCGGGGGGAAUUGCCGAGAUGUCGGGCAUGAGCCCCGAGAUUCGUGAGCGCACGGAUGCUCUGGAUGCUGCUGGAAACACCACGGCCGCCAUCGGGAAGGGCUUCGCCAUUGGAUCGGCGGCGCUCGUGUCUCUGGCGUUGUUCGGAGCCUUCGUCACAAGGGCGGGGAUUGACGUGGCAGAUGCGUCCAUUCUGAAUGCCCGGGUGUUCAGCGGGCUCCUGGUGGGCGCCAUGUUGCCCUACUGGUUCAGCAGCCUCACCAUGAAGUCAGUCGGCAAAGCCGCCCUCGCCAUGGUCAGUGAAGUUCGGGAGCAGUUCCGGACGAAUGGCAUCAUGGAGGGCGAAGGGGAGCCCAACUAUUCCCGCUGCGUAGAGAUAUCCACCCACGCCUCUCUGACGGCAAUGAUCCCUCCCGGCGCUUUGGUCCUGCUCACGCCCAUCGCGGUUGGUGUCCUGUUUGGGACGCACAUGCUGGCUGGUGUCCUGGUGGGCGCGCUGGUGUCGGGCGUGCAGAUGGCGGUGUCCAUGUCCAACACGGGCGGGGCGUGGGACAACGCAAAGAAGUAUCUGGAGGCGGGAGCGUGCGAGCAUGCGAAAGACAUUGGAGGGAAGGGUUCUGAGGCCCACAAGGCCGCUGUCAUUGGUGACACGGUCGGAGAUCCCCUGAAGGACACCUCCGGUCCCUCGCUCAACAUCCUGGUGAAGCUCAUGGCGGUCGAGUCCCUUGUGUUUGCUCCCUUCUUUGCUUCGGAAGCGCUCAAGGGUGGCCUCAUAUUCCAAAUAUUCAGUUAG